AUGCCGGUGGCUAGAGAGUCAAAAGAGGCCAAAAAGAGGUGGGAGGCCAAAGAGAGAUCAGAAAUAAGAGGACACCAAAAACAGCUGAGAAAAAAAGUGGAGGCCAAAAAGGGGUGUGAGGCUGGAGAGCAAGUAGAGGCCAGAAAAAAAUUUGAGGCCAAAAAGGAGUUGCAGGCUAAAAAGGUGUGGGAGGCCAGAGGGCCAUUACAGAACAGAAAAAAGUGGAGGUCAAAAAGUGGUGGGAGGCUGGAGAGAAUCCUCGAAACCACCCUAAGACAGGCCAGAAAGCAAGUAGAGGCCGAGAAGCUGUGGGAGGCCAGAGGGCAAAGCAAACGGGCAGAAAAGGUUUGGGAGGGCAAAGAGCAAGUAGAGGCCGAAGAGGUGUGGGAGGUUGGAGAGCAAGUAGAGGCUGAAAAGUGUUUGGAGACCAGAGAGGAAAGAGGGGCCGAAAAGUUCUGGGAAGCCAGAGAGCAAAUAGAGGCCAAAGAGCUGUGGGAGGCCAAAAAGGUGUGGUAG
Molecule: messenger RNA, 516 nt
Organism: Phaethon lepturus (White-tailed tropicbird)
Lineage: Eukaryota; Metazoa; Chordata; Aves; Phaethontiformes; Phaethontidae
Product: golgin subfamily A member 6-like protein 1
Exons: 5
Coding region: 1-516 (171 amino acids)
Source: RefSeq, a predicted model, not a curated record